Bufo gargarizans (Asiatic toad) is the source of this 1147-nucleotide messenger RNA. RefSeq names its product charged multivesicular body protein 2a. Gene Ontology annotation, biological process: late endosome to vacuole transport; protein transport; endosome transport via multivesicular body sorting pathway. Bases 156 to 818 code for a protein of 220 amino acids. Gene Ontology annotation, cellular component: ESCRT III complex; multivesicular body. The record is from RefSeq and is a predicted model, not a curated record. The transcript is spliced from 6 exons. NCBI's taxonomy places the organism in Eukaryota, Metazoa, Chordata, Amphibia, Anura, Bufonidae.
CCUCGCAGCUAGCCGACCGAGACCACGCCAGCAGUGACGAAGCGGCGCUCCCACGGCUGCUUGUGACCGGUGACAUCACAAACCCGUCAAACAGGAACAGAGUGAGGAAGGAGAAGAGUAGUCGUCCGAUCCGGUAGGAGAUCUAAGAAGCAAAGAUGGAUUUUUUAUUUGGCCGCCGGAAGACCCCAGAGGAGCUGCUGAGGCAGAACCAGCGGGCGCUCACCCGGGCCAUGAGGGAGCUCGACCGAGAGAAGCAGAAACUGGAGCAACAAGAGAAGAAAAUCAUAGCCGACAUCAAGAAGAUGGCCAAACAGGGGCAAAUGGAUGCUGUCAAAAUUAUGGCUAAGGAUUUGGUCCGAACGCGGCGAUACGUGAAGAAGUUCAUAGUGAUGCGGGCAAACAUCCAGGCCGUGUCUCUCAAGAUCCAGACCCUAAAGUCUAACAACUCCAUGGCCCAGGCUAUGAAAGGGGUUACUAAAGCCAUGGCCACCAUGAACAGACAGUUGAAGCUUCCUCAGAUCCAGAAGAUAAUGAUGGAAUUUGAAAAGCAAUCAGAAAUUAUGGACAUGAAGGAGGAAAUGAUGAAUGAUGCCAUUGACGACGCCAUGGGUGAUGAAGACGAUGAAGAGGAGACUGAUGCUGUGGUCUCUCAAGUCCUGGAUGAAUUGGGCCUCACACUGACUGAUGAGCUGUCCAACCUUCCCAGUACAGGAGGGUCCCUCAGUGUGGCCGGGGCCAAGAAAGGAGAACCCACAGCUGCUUUAGCCGAUGCUGAUGCAGAUCUGGAGGAGCGGCUGAACAAUCUGCGACGGGACUAAAAAGUCACACCCUGCACUACACAGACUCUGGGUUUUAUCUCUGUUUUUUUCUGAGUUAUAUAUGGGGAUGUAGAGAAAUGGUUCAGAGCCUCGUAUACUGAGAGCAUUAGAAUGGCUGGAUUGCAGUCAGCGUGUUCAUCUUCUGUCCCCGGCCAUUAGCUGCCCCUUGCUCCCUUCCGUGCAGUAGUAACCGGACGAAGAAGACUGUUCUGAUUUUAUAUGAUUACCUUUUUGUUGCUGAGUUCUUAUUCUUGUGUUUCUAUCUUCACUCCGCUUUCAUACAAGGCAACAGGCGUCAUCUGUAAAUAAAACCUGUCUGGAGAACCAAA